Messenger RNA from Salvia hispanica, 652 nucleotides. RefSeq names its product 17.8 kDa class I heat shock protein-like. Lineage: Eukaryota; Viridiplantae; Streptophyta; Magnoliopsida; Lamiales; Lamiaceae. The record is from RefSeq and is a predicted model, not a curated record.
UCAAAGACUAUCAUCAAAUUCCGAUAAAAUAUUUGACAAUCAAAUCCAACAAUCAAUUCUUCAAAAAUGUCUCUGAUCCCAAGCUUCUUCGGCAACCGCCGCAGCAACGUGUUCGACCCAUUCUCCCUCGAUGUGUGGGAUCCCUUCCAAGGCUUUCCUCUCUCAACCAACCUCCCCUCCUCCGCCCGUGAAACCAGCGCGGUGGCCAACGCCCGUAUCGACUGGAAGGAGACGCCGGAGGCCCAUCUCUUCAAAGUUGAUGUUCCCGGAUUGAAGAAAGAGGAAGUUAAGGUUGAGGUUGAAGAUGGUUGCAUUUUGCAAAUCAGUGGAGAGAGAAGCAAGGAGCAGGAGGAGAAGAACGACAAGUGGCACCGCGUGGAGAGGAGCAGCGGCAAGUUCCUCCGCCGCUUUAGGCUGCCGGAGAAUGCCAAGCUGGAGCAAGUGAAGGCUGCGAUGGAGAAUGGCGUGCUGACGGUGACCGUGCCCAAGGAGCAAGUCAAGAAACCUGAUGUUAAGGCCAUUGAUAUCUCUGGUUAAGUGAAUAAUAUCACAAGAAUUUCUGAUUUCAUCGACGAUGUAAUAAAUUGUGUAAUUGUGUAAUCUAUGCUUGAUUUUGUAUGUGUGAGAUGUUAAUAAAUUUUUUUUUUUUUAA